This is a messenger RNA of Oncorhynchus mykiss (rainbow trout), 6444 nucleotides long. The record is from RefSeq and is a predicted model, not a curated record. Lineage: Eukaryota; Metazoa; Chordata; Actinopteri; Salmoniformes; Salmonidae.
CAAAUACAACUAGAUAUUCCAUUUAAGUAGGACAUAAACAUGUAGACCUAACUUUAAAUAGGGCUGAACAAAGGUAUAUAUACUUAAAUGCAAGUAUUUUCUUCUGAAAUUAAAGGUAAGUUCUCUAGUACUUCAUUUGUUAUAAGUAGCCUAGCCUACUAAAUGUUAAACUUAAUACUUUGAUUCAAAGGGGUUGGGUUAAAUGCGGAAGACACGUUUCAGUUGAAUGCAUUGUUGUACAACUGACUCCCUUUAAUUUGCUUCUUUAAACAGGCCUACUUUUGUACUAACAUUGUUUCUUUGUUUUUUUUCCAUAGGCCUUCUAUAUAUGCCGCAUUCGCGUGCUAGUCGGAGCUAAACUCGGUUAUGUUCAACUUGCUAACUGGUUGAACGCGGUACGCGUACCAUCAGAACCAGUAAAGAAUUCGGAAACAUGCAAGUUCCAACUAGCACGUGAACGCGGCAAUAUUCUCUGCUAUAAAGAGACGGGUUCAUUGCAGGACCAAUGAUCGUGUCGGUUUCGCGGUUGCGCAGUUUACGCGGUGUGUGAUCACCCGCAUGGAUUCCAGCAUCAGUAGGGGAUUGUGAGUAAACGGGAAAGUGCGUCUGUGAGUCCACCUGUUUGGGAAGAAGAGGACAGUUUUACUGGGGACUUGUUCUGAUUGUUUCGAAGCAAUGUCAGCAUUACGGCGAAACGUGCCGUAGGCGACGAGAUCGCUGCUGACUGAUAGCACUCUGCAUUUGUCUAGACUGGCAUUUGAUACCGCCAGAGUGAGCUCCAGUGCCCAACCACUAGCAUUGGCAUCGAUGACUGUAAAACAAUGGAGAGUGUUCCUACCCAGCUGCUCCUCCAGUGACCCCAGGCACCACCUAACUCAGGGAUAGCAUGGGACCCCACCCUGUGUAUCCCCCACUCCCAUCCUUCCUACUCCUCCUCUCCAUCCUCCUCCUCCUGCCCCACCCGGCCACCUCUUCCUUCCAUUCCAAGCCUCAGGUGGUGGAGCGGGCAUCUGUAUCAGGCACCCCAGCUUCCCCAUCUGGUAACACCACAGGGGGCAAGCGGGCGUGCACAGACAAGGUGAUGUGUAGACCUGGCAUUGUGCUGCCUGUGUGGCUACCACUCAGCCCUCCACUGGCGGAGCAGACGGGGAGGGCGAUAGUCUACUUUACCUGCCUCAUGUACAUGUUCCUGGGUGUGUCCAUCAUCGCCGACCGCUUCAUGGCCUCCAUCGAGGUCAUCACCUCCCAGGAGAAAGAGGUGACUAUCACCAAACCCAACGGGGAGACGUCAGUGACCACUGUGCGGAUCUGGAACGAGACUGUGUCUAACCUCACGCUCAUGGCCCUGGGCUCCUCUGCACCAGAGAUCCUUCUCUCUGUCAUCGAGGUGUGUGGUCACAACUUUGACGCGGGUGAGCUUGGACCGGGCACCAUCGUGGGCAGCGCUGCCUUCAACAUGUUUGUGAUCAUCGGAGUGUGUGUGUGGGUCAUCCCCGACGGGGAGUCGCGAAAGAUCAAACAUCUGAGAGUAUUCUUCAUCACAGCCUUCUGGAGCAUCUUCGCUUACAUCUGGCUCUACCUCAUCCUGGCUGUUAUCUCCCCGGGAGUAGUGGAGGUGUGGGAGGCUCUGGUCACUCUGUUCUACUUCCCAGUGUGUGUGAUCUUGGCUUGGAUCGCCGACCGCCGCCUGCUCUUCUACAAGUACAUGCACAAGCGUUACCGUGCCGACAAGCGGCAUGGCAUUGUUGUGGAAACGGAAGGUGACCUGGCGCCCAAGGGGAUCGAUGUAAUCAUGGACGCUAAGUUCUCGGAUAGCAAUUCCACUGCUGGAAACUCCUCUAGUGUCUGCACAGUCUCUGUUCAGACAGGCAAGGAGCUGGACCAGAACAGAGAUGAGGUGGUACGCAUACUGAAGGACCUGAAGCAGAAGCACCCGGACAAAGACCUGGAGCAGCUUAUCGAGAUGGCCAACUACUCAGCUCUGGUGCAGCAGAGGAAGAGCCGCGCCUUUUACCGCAUCCAAGCCACACGCAUGAUGAUCGGUGCCGGCAACGUGCUCAAGAAGCAUGCCGCCGAGCACACGCGACGCAAAGCCGCCGCAACGGAGUGUGGAGCCCUGGAGAAAGAGGACAGGGCCACGUGCACCCACCUGUCCUUUGAGCGUUCCCAGUACCAGUGCACAGAGAACUGUGGUACCCUGAGCCUAGCAGUGAUCUGUGAGGGUGGCAUGGGGCAGCACACCUUCUAUGUGGACUACCACACGGAGAAUGGCUCGGCAAAUGCCGGGGCGGACUAUGAGUUUAGCGAGGGGACGCUGGUGUUCAAACCAGGGGAGAGUCGGAAGGAGAUUAAGGUGGGCAUCUUGGACGACGACGUCUUCGAGGAAGACGAGCACUUCUUUGUGCGGCUGCAGAAUCUCCGUCUGGAUGAGGGCGGCAACGAGGUUUCACUGGGAACGCCGCCCAAGGGCCGGCUGGUGGAGCCGUUAGUUGCCAUGGUUACCAUCCUGGACGACGACCACGCCGGCAUCUUCACGUUCGGCCAGCGCAUGCUGCGAGUGAGCGAGAGCUCCGGUACGAUGGUGGUGACGGUGGUGCGGAACUCUGGCUCGCGGGGCACCGUGAUGUUGCCCUACCGCACUGAGGAUGGCAGCGCCCGUGCCGGCAUGGACUACGAGGAGACCAAGGGCGAGCUUGAGUUCUCCAACGAACAAACCAGUCAGACUCUACAGGUACGCAUUGUAAAUGUGGAGGAAUAUGAGAAGCAGGAAAACUUCUUCAUUGUGCUGGAUGAGCCCAAAUGGCUAAAGCGAGGAAUCUCAGCUCUGCUGCUCAACCAGGGGAACCCUACUCCAGAAGAGGAGGACGCCAGACGUAUCUCAGAGAUGGGGAAGCCCAUUCUAGGGGAGCACAGCAGGCUAGAGGUCAUCAUAGAGGAGUCCUACGAGUUUAAGAUCCGACAGGGAAUGACUCCAAAUGGGAUACUAGACCCGAGCACCGUGGACAAACUCUUGAAGGACACCAAUCUGGCUGUGGUGAUUGGAACUCAUUCCUGGAGAGAACAGUUCAUUGAGGCAGUCACAGUCAGUUCAGGAGGUGACGAGGAAGAGGGAGUGGAGCGGCGAAUGCCCAACUGCUUCGACUACUUCAUGCACAUUGUGACAGUUUUCUGGAAGAUUCUGUUUGCCUGCGUGCCACCUACCGAGUACUGGAAUGGCUGGGCCUGCUUUGUGGUGUCCAUCAUUGUCAUUGGCUUACUAACCACCGUCAUCGGGGACCUGGCCUCCCACUUCGGCUGCACCGUGGGCCUCAAAGACAGUGUCACUGCUGUGGUGUUUGUGGCUCUGGGCACCUCCAUCCCUGACACCUUUGCCAGUAAAGUCGCUGCCACCCAGGACCAGUAUGCCGACGCGUCGGUGGGCAACGUGACGGGUAGCAAUGCAGUCAACGUUUUCUUGGGCAUCGGGGUGGCGUGGUCCAUCGCUGCCAUCUACUGGGAGACCAAAGGUCAAACUUUCCGCGUGGACCCCGGCUCACUGGCCUUCUCGGUCACGCUCUUCACCAUCUUCGCCUUCAUCAACAUGGGGGUGCUGAUGCUCCGCCGCCGGCCAUCUGUAGGGGGAGAGCUGGGGGGGCCCAAAGUCACCAAGGUGCUCACCACCCUAUUCUUCUUUGGCCUCUGGUUCAUCUACAUCCUCUUUUCCAGCCUGGAGGCCUACUGCCAUGUAAAGGGCUUCUGAGGGAGCACAGGGCUAGAUAGGUAGAUGGGUAGAUUGAGAAACUCACACAUGCAUACAGACACACACACAUGCGCAUACAUGCUUGCACGCACACAUACACACACAUACACACAUACACAUCAUCAUCAUCAUCAUCAUUGCCACUGCAACGACACAUCUUCGACAUCUAGCAGAAGAUCCACUACCAGGAGUAAUGAUGCAAAUGUCUAUUUUCUGUACUCACUGCUCACAGAGAGAAUGUCAGACACUCUCUCUCUCUCUCUCUCUCUCAUACACACACACACACACACACACACACACACACAAAAUGUAGGGUGUAGAAGAAAAUGUAGAAGGAAAAGCUGGUUAUUAGUAGAGGAAUGUGGUGGUGAUGGACUAUGUGAUGAUCACAAUCACAGGAUGCUAAUAUGCCUGGUAUAGAAAGUGGAGGGGACACCGUGCAAAGACACUCUUUAAAAUAGGCUGCUCAGGUUAAGAGGAAAGAUAUGGAUGGAGUGUGAAGUCUGGAUCUUGACACCACCGUAGACCACAUCAACAUGAUUCUGGUCUGAGUCUGUCUGGGCCUCAGCUCCUGAGGUCUAGGUAUAGUUUUACAGUUUUGGACCAGGCCAUGAUCUUUGGUAGUCUCUCAACUCACGUGGUCAAGAUCUGUCACUGAAUACCAUCUCUUGUCAGAGUUAUUUGGCCAUGUAGCUCUUGUCCAUCGUGCAACGACAACAGCGAGUUACCUCUUCAGAGGCAACUCGUUGUUGUCAUCACGCGAUGGACCAGAGCUAGUGGCCAAGUAGGACUGACACAACACUGAGGGGACACCUUGUUCUGCAUGCCUUGCCGGCGGCAAAGUAUCAGCACCCCAAUGUUAAUUCCCUAAUGUGGGAGCCGGGUAGGAAUGCAAUGGCUAACACUUAGGUGGACCCAUUGUGCAAAACUGUUUGAAAUUAUAUAAUUUCAAUCAGUGUUGCCCACUGGGGAAGAUGCCUUAUUUGACUGUAAGGUCAAAUAAGAGUUUUGGUUUGAGUCUAGGUCUUCAUCUUGCUGCUUAUGGCCUACCUAUAUUAGUUGAACGAGGGCACUACGGUGGCUGAUCCAGAUAAACUUGAUGAACAGAACAAUGUAAACUACACAUGGCAGAUAAGCAUCUCCCUUUCUCCCCUUUUGUCCUGUUUGGCUCAAUGGAUACAGCUGCCUCCGACACCCACAAUAACCUCUUCCCCAGCUUUUGUAUUAUACAUUCCCUCUUGGAAAUAGUUGUAUCUCUAUUCCCUAUUAUGUCAUCUUGUGGCAAGAGGUGAAAUGCUAAUAUAAUUCGCCUAUCCCCUUUCAUUUGGGCUCACCCCAGUCUUCAUAGCAACAACAACCAAAGACUAUGGGCUCAAUGCUGUUUAGUAGCAUGCUAUUGCAUGCUGUUUAAAAAUUCUGAGAAGCUGCUAUGACAUGAAAUACUGUAAAUUAUAGAGAAAUAACUGAGUAUCUGCCAUUUAGAGUGACAAUGUGACAGAGAUAAUUCAUCCAACUCAAAAUGAGUAGUCUUAUCAUCAAUUUAUUUAUGAAUUUUGUCAUUAAAUGUAUGUAUAUUUUAAUGUAAGAACUUACAUGCACAAGAAAUGACAUUGUAAUUUAUUUCAAGUUGUAACAAUUACAUUGAAAAUGUAUCACAGUUCUCAGUCUCUGUUUGAUCAAUCUCCUAUUUUAUUGUAAUAUUUUAAUUAUUUUGAUGCCUAAGAUGUGAGAUGUGUCUCAGUGUCUGUGGCCUAUGGAAGUUUCUGCUGGAGCCAAUGUCUAUGGCUGGAGCGAGCUCAAUAUUGGACUAAAGGAGCAUAAUGUUACUCCUUAGUCCUAGGACCACACAUGUUCUGGUUAAAGGGCAAAUUGGCUCUGGAAGCCAAAACAGCGAAAUACUCCAUCUAAAUGUGAAUCGAUUCUCAAUUGCAGUAUAGUCCUAGAAACAUAAAUCCCUCUACUUUCAUAUCACAUCAAAAUUAUUUCACAAAUGCAAAAUACACACUUACUUUUAAUCUAUUUUUAACACAGUUGCAGCUGACAGUAUUUUUCAGUGACAAUAUGUUUGUGUUGUCUGUCUUCUGUUUACACACAGGUGUUCAGAGAAUCAGAUAGCUAAUUAGCACAGGUAGUCCACACCAAUCUUCCCUCUAAACUGCGUGCGUGCGCGGGACUGCCAUACGAAGGAAAUAUAACCGCACACAGAGAAGCACAAGAUUGAACUUCACUCAAAGUUCUAAUUUUCCCCCUUAGUUAACACUAUCAAUGUUUCCCAUUACUGUUGGAGUUGUGAUAGAAUAAACACAAUAUUAACCAUCAAUGUAACAUACUGAAACAAAACCAACGAUGCAAGAAUAGUAGGCAGAACGUAUUGUGGCAGGAUUCUAUUGCAUUAACAUGCACGACACUGUACUCUACACAGACCUGUGCGGCUUAACGAAUCAGAACUCUAGUAAGUCUACAGUUGAAGUCAGAAGUUUACAUACACCUUAGCCAAAUACAUUUGAAAUCAGUUUUUCACAAUUCCUGACAUUUAAUCCUAGUAAAAAUCCCUGUCUUAGGUCAGUUAGGGUCACCACUUUAUUUUAAGAAUUUGAAAUGUCAAUAAUAUUUGUCAGAAAUAAUGUCAGAAAUUAUUUAUUUCAGCUUUUUAAUCCAUUCCUCCUGACAGAGCUGGUGUAACUUAGUCAGGUUUGUAGGCCUCC